AUGUCACCUCAAAAGAGAGUUAAGGACUCUAAGGCACAAAAGAGGACUUCACAAGGUAGUGAUAGUUAUCAGACUAAUUUCGUGGCCUUGGAAGAAGAGAACCUAAAUGACUCAAAGUGCAGCUUGAAACAUGGACAAGAUAAUCCUAUGAAAGAUUAUGGACAUGUUGAUGAUGAAGCAGAAGAUGAUCUGAAAAGAGCAAUGAGAUACUUUGAGAAAGGUCCUGUUAAAACUUCACAGAUGAAGGAUAAAACCUUGGAAAAACACUUCAGAACUGUGGAAAAUGUGGCUUGGAAGAGUGGGUUAGCUCCAGAAGGAAUUGACAUUCUAUUAAAUGUGGCACUUAGUGGCAAAUUUGGAAAUGCUGUGAACACUCGGAUAUUGAAGUGCAUGAUUCCAGCAACUCUAGUGUCAGAAGAUUCGGUGGUUAAGGCGAUCUCCUGGCUUUGUGUUGGCAAAUGUUCUGGUAGCACCAAGGUACUUUUUUAUCGUUGGCUGGUUGCUAUGUUUGACUUCAUUGAUCACAAGGAGCAAAUUAACUUACUCUAUGGCUUCUUUUUUGCUUCAUUGCAAGAUGAUGCACUGUGCCCUUAUGUUUGCCAUUUGUUAUAUUUACUUACCAAAAAAGAGAAUGUCAAACCAUUUCGUGUGAGAAAACUGCUUAGUCUUCAGGCCAAAAUGGGAAUGCAGCCUCAUCUCCAGGCUUUGUUGUCACUGUAUAAGUUCUUUGCUCCUACUUUGAUUUCUGUAUCUUUGCCUGCAAGGAAGAAGAUUUAUUUUAAGAAUUCAGAUAAUCUGUGGAAAACAGCUCUGCUUGCUCUGAGACAAAGGAAUCAGGGACCCCCUCCCGAACCUGUAAAAUUGAUGUUAGGUCCAGCUAAUGUCCGUCCUCUAAAAAGAAAAUGGAAUUCUUACUCAGUUAUACCCGUGCUGAAUUCUAGUAGCUACAGUAAAGAAUAUGGGAAAAAAGGGAUGGCUCUUUCUGAUUAUCUCAGUAGUAAUGGAUCAUUUCCACUAGAACAGCUUAAAAGCUUCCCUCAACUCUUAAAGAACAUCCAUUGCUUAGAGCUGCCUUCUCAGAUGGGUGCAGUGUUGAACAACUCUCUGCUGCUUCACUAUAUUAACUGUGUCAAAGACGAGUCCGUAUUAUUGAGACUCUAUCACUGGUUGAGUCAAACAUUACAGGAAGAGUGUAUUUGGUACAAGGUGAAUAAUUAUGAACACGGAAAAGAAUUUGCCAGCUUCCUGGACACUAUCAUCAGGGCACAGUGCUUCUUACAAGAGGGGUUUUAUUCCUGUGAAACAUUCCUGUAUAAGAGCCUUCCUCUCUGGGAUGGCCUCUGUUGUCGAUCACAGUUCCUUCAGCUUGUGAGCUGGAUUCCUUUUAGUAGCUUCUCUGAGAUGAAGCCACUUCUUUUUGACCAUCUAGCACAGCUCUUCUUUACAUCAACCAUUUAUUUCAAGUGUAGUGUUCUCCAGACUUUGAGAGAACUACUGCAGAAUUGGCUCUUGUGGCUUUCUACAGACAUCCACAUGAAACCUGUGAUGGACAGUCCUCUGGAGAGCACUUUAAGUGGAUCCAUGAACUCUGUGUCUGAACUGAUUCACUACGUAGGGUGGCUGUCUACCACUGCAGUGCGCUUGGAAAGCAACAAUACUUUCUUACUGCACUUUAUUUUGGAUUUCUAUGAGAAGGUAUGUGAUGUAUAUAUAAAUUAUAACCUUCCACUAGUGAUAUUGUUUCCUCCGGGGAUCUUCUAUCCUACUCUCCUCAGCCUAGAUUCCAGUAUCCUGAACCAGCUGUGUUAUAUCAUGCACAGGUAUCGUAAAAAUUUGACAGCUGCAAAGAAAAAUGAGUUCAUACAAAAGACAAAAUUACAGUUCAGAUUCAGCACCAAGACCUAUCAAGAAUUUAAUCACUAUUUGAUGGUCAUGGUUGGUUGCCUGUGGACAUCCAGACCUUUCCAGAAAGGAUUAUAUAUUGACCAUGAAGUCUUAGAAAAAGCUGGAGUAGUGGAAUAUAAAAGCAGUUUAAAUUUAGUUCAUCACCCAGCUCUAUUGAGUUAUGCAGUCUCCUUUCUGCUCCAGGAAUGCCCAGAAGAAAGAGUAAGCAUGAGCUCUAUUCGGGGAAAGAAAUGGAACUGGUAUUUGGACUAUUUAUUUUCAGAGGGGUUACAAGGCUUGCAACUUUUCAUAAAGAGUAGUAUUCAUCGUUCUUCUGUCCCCACUGACCAGAGAGCAUAAACCACAUCAUGAACAUUAAAUGAAUUUUGACUGAAACAGACGGACCAUACCGGACUAAAUUCUUUUCCUUGUUGCUAGAGAGGCCAAGUGGUCAACUUCAGUUCCAUAAUCUGUUCACCAACAGACUGCCUCCUAGUGAAAACUAACUUCAUCAUCAGGCUCUGCCUUCCACCAGAGUAUACAUAGAUACAUCUUUAAUGCGGUGGAAUUUUUCACAUUCUUGUGGACUAUAAAUUGCAUCAGUGGAAGAGAGCAGGUAACACUGUGGCAGUUAAGCCACAUACUCGUGCAAAAUGCCCUGCCGCUUCUCAACCCUCUGGGCAUAUUGCCAUUUUCCUUAUUGUGAACAACAGCAUCAGCAUCAAGUUAACAGGAUACAACAUUUUUAACGCUAAAACCAGCUCUAGCUAAUUGGUAGCUUUUUGGGCCUUCACUGGUAACAAUUUGAUAAGAGAAGGAAGGGGAGAGGAUUGUGGGAUAAUCUAUAAUGUUCCUAUUUAUUCCUCUUUGAUUUCACAAAACUGUACUAUUUUGUGUAUGUGUAUGUAUGUAUAUGUUAAAUGUCCCAUUUUUACAUGUUCAGGCCCAUUUAAAUAAACUGAGACUUUAUUUUCAGGGA
This is a messenger RNA of Suricata suricatta (meerkat), 2863 nucleotides long. RefSeq names its product centromere protein I (gene CENPI). Lineage: Eukaryota; Metazoa; Chordata; Mammalia; Carnivora; Herpestidae. The record is from RefSeq and is a predicted model, not a curated record. The transcript has 20 exons. The coding region runs from base 1 to 2244 and encodes 747 amino acids. Gene Ontology annotation, cellular component: kinetochore.